AUGGGUAAGAAAUGUAAAAUCGAGCGUAAGAGGGACAAGGUUGUCACCGGGGGCCACUACGAUGUUGACUGUCGUCUCAAGGAUCUGGAUGGUACAGUUCUGUACAAAGAAAUGAAGAAGCAGUAUGACAGUUUCACGUUUACUGCUGCAAAAAAUGGAACGUACAAGUUCUGCUUCAGCAAUGAAUUCUCCACCUUCACACACAAGACUGUCUACUUUGACUUUCAAGUCGGUGAUGAUCCUCCACUCUUCCCCAACGAAAACCGAGUGACUGCACUAACUCAGAUGGAAUCUGCAUGCGUCUCUAUCCAUGAAGCCCUGAAGCCUGUGAUUGAUUACCAGACCCAUUUCCGGCUGAGGGAGGCACAGGGACGCAGCAGAGCAGAGGACCUGAACACCAGGGUGGCCUUCUGGUCCAUCGGGGAGGCAUUUAUCCUCCUGGUGAUCAGUAUCAGCCAGGUCGUCCUGCUCAGAAGCUUCUUUUCAGAUAAGAAAACCACAACAACCCGUGUUGGAUCCUAACAUCUCCAAGUCAUUGUUAUUUUUGAUUUCUCUGUCUCGUGUGCACACACACACACA
Neoarius graeffei (lesser salmon catfish) is the source of this 579-nucleotide messenger RNA. Its product is annotated as transmembrane emp24 domain-containing protein 7-like. Gene Ontology annotation, biological process: Golgi organization; endoplasmic reticulum to Golgi vesicle-mediated transport; intracellular protein transport. The coding region runs from base 1 to 522 and encodes 173 amino acids. The transcript has 4 exons. Gene Ontology annotation, cellular component: endoplasmic reticulum-Golgi intermediate compartment; COPII-coated ER to Golgi transport vesicle; Golgi apparatus. The record is from RefSeq and is a predicted model, not a curated record. NCBI's taxonomy places the organism in Eukaryota, Metazoa, Chordata, Actinopteri, Siluriformes, Ariidae.